AUGUCUGCAGAAGCCGCAGAGGUAGCCGAGGACUACCGCCUGGCACUGGAGGAUCUGAGCGCCAACACACGAUUUGAGAUCAGCAACUUGACAGUGAUUGCUCGAGAAAACACAGAUCAUGCCUUGGUCAUCUCCGAGGUUCUAGAGAAACACAUCCUCAAGACUGCGCCAAGCAAGAAGCUUCCUGCGCUGUACGUGCUUGACUCGAUCGUCAAGAAUGUCGGAACCCCAUACACAUUAUAUCUUGGUCGGAACAUCUUCAAGACAUUCAUGGAGGCAUACACCGUUGUUGAUAAUGCGACGCGGAAGCGAAUGGAAGAGAUGCUGAAGACUUGGAAGCAGCCUGUUGCUGGAUCCAUGGAUACUCGACCUGUCUUUUCCGCUGAUCUCGUCCGCCCCAUCGAGAACGCAUUGAUGAAGGCCAAAGCCGCCAUGAUGCCGCAGGCCCAGAUUCCUGGACGACCAAGGCCAGGUGUCACGCCCCAUCGAGAGACACCAACGCCACCUGGGAUGAGGAGCGCGACUGGUACUCCUGGGAACUACAAUGGGCAGAUGCCUUACCCCAACGGCGCCCACCCGCCCCCAGGCUAUCCUGGGCAUCCAGGCCAGCCUCAGGUGAGAUUCAGCAGACGGCCUUAUGGUUCUGAAUGCAAGACUAACCGACUGCAGGCUGCUCCUUAUCCUCCACACUCUGCACCACAGGGGUUUGGCUCUAACGUUAUGCCUUUUCAGCCACCGGCUGAUGCAUAUGGGGCUGCUGGGACUACCCAGCCAGUUGGAGUAAACAUAGACACAUUGAAAAAUGAUAUUCAGAACCUGAUUGUCGCAAUGAGGGCAGAGUUUGCACAGAAUCCUCAGGAUGCUAGUGUCCAAACCAGGUUAAAGGCGCUUCUGGACCUCCAGCACAUAGUGCAGAGCACGAGUCUACCACCAGAUCAGUUGGGGCUCAUUAAGAAUCAAGUAACUGAACUUGCUACUGUGACGUUGAAGAAGGCCACAUCGGCCCAGAACACCCCUUCUCACACGCCAAUCCCACCACAACAUGUACCAAAUCAACAGCCUUCACAAUUCCCCGUAGCUCCCUCACCAGUACCCCCAGCUCCCGCGGCAUCUGCUAAGCCGUCUGUGACGUUGGAUUCUCUACUGGGCCCGGGGGCAAUGGCGGCCUUGAUGGCCAGGCAGUCUUCCCAGUCAUCUACUCCUAAUCCUCCUUUUUCAAGUGCAGCCAUCCGCUCGCCGCCGCCUGCUCAGGCUGAACCGGUGAGGCCAGCAUCUGUACCGGUAGUACCAAAUAUGCCUGCUCCGGCACAGAGCCAGGCACCCAAACCAAGUCCAUCUUCUCUGAUGGACCAACUGAGAGCUGCUGGCUUGCUCCCACCUGCGGCUGCACCUACACCCGCCAACCCUCCCGCACCCGCAGCGCCUGUUAUCCCCUUGAACAUUGCCAGCUUACUAGCUGCCCAUAGGCCUUCAUCUGGAUGGGCGCCGGCGAAUAGUAGACCUGGCAUUAAUUCAGCAUCGCUGAAGCAACAGUUCCGUCCAGAAAACGUUUCCCGGCUAUACGAUGAGCUGGGCCCUCCCUGCUCUCAGUGUGGACGACGAUUCAAAACGGAUGAAGAGGGAAAGAAGAAGAAGAUGGCACACAUGGAUUGGCACUUCCAGGUGCAUCGACGCAGCACAGAAGCCGAGAAGAGGGGAACUCACCGGAGUUGGUAUGAGGAUAAACACAACUGGGUCAAGUCUCGGGAGGUUGUGGACGUGGAUCAUAUCGUUGCGCCCCAGGACAGCAGUACCCAGGCCUCAAAGGCUGCCGCUGAGGCUGCCAAACCCAAGUAUAUCCCUGUUCCGGAUGCAAGCAAGGGUAUCAACAACGUCUGCCCCAUCUGCCAGGACAAGUUCGAGAACAAGUGGCUUGAUACAGCACAAGAGUGGGUGUGGCUCGACACAGUCCUGGUGGGCAACCGCGCCUACCACGCCUCGUGCCAUGCGGAAGCUACCAAAGAUCGGGAUGAUCCACCGAGACGGAGCCCGGAGCCGAUUCUGGGGAAGAGGAAAGCCGAGACUGGGCUCGCCUCUCCCAAAGUGCGGUCACUGAAGACAUCUGCUUAG
This is a messenger RNA of Clonostachys rhizophaga, 2109 nucleotides long. NCBI's taxonomy places the organism in Eukaryota, Fungi, Ascomycota, Sordariomycetes, Hypocreales, Bionectriaceae. The record is from the annotation of a GenBank genome assembly.